This is a messenger RNA of Lineus longissimus, 2770 nucleotides long. RefSeq names its product G-protein coupled receptor 157-like. Gene Ontology annotation, molecular function: G protein-coupled receptor activity. Gene Ontology annotation, cellular component: plasma membrane. Gene Ontology annotation, biological process: cell surface receptor signaling pathway; adenylate cyclase-activating G protein-coupled receptor signaling pathway. The coding region runs from base 386 to 1540 and encodes 384 amino acids. NCBI's taxonomy places the organism in Eukaryota, Metazoa, Nemertea, Pilidiophora, Heteronemertea, Lineidae. The record is from RefSeq and is a predicted model, not a curated record. The transcript has 4 exons.
GCUUUCGAAUUGUCAUGAUGCCCUAAUUCAUAAUAUCAUCGACCAUGCACGCGAUAUAUAAAGAACAUAUCGAUGGCCUAGACAGUUUAUUAGAGCAAUGGAAUAUCAUAUCCAGUGAGUCACAGAGUUCAAUUCAAUUCAAGUAGGCUUUUUAUAUGAUGUUGAACAAAAGUCUGAAUCUCGACAGUGUGUAAGUCAGACUGGAACUAAAGCCAAGAUAAAGGUAAUGGCACCGUGCUUUUAGGAACUCUUUGCCGCUUUACAGGGCAGCAACGCUCCACCAGAAGCUGAUUACUCUUUUGGCAUCGUGCUGCCCUGACUGGGAUUCAUCAAACGAGCUUUAUUCCCAUCAAGAGAUCUCGAGUCAAACACUGCAGCGAUCAAUAUGGCGACCAUCCCCUGGGUUCCACUAGUGACAGCGCACCUGCGGCCCACUGAACCAACCAUGCACCCAGCGAAGCUGCCGCUUGUUCCGGACUACGCGCUUAUGCUCACAGGAAUUAGCUGCAUCGCCUCGAUCUUCGGCUGCGUGGUGAUAUUCUCGACUUUCUUCAGAUUCCCAGAAUACAGGUCAAACAGCCGAAAACUCUUGUUGUAUCUGACUAUUGCGGACAUUUUCACUGCUGCGGGAAACCUUGUUGGUAUUGUGAGGUACUACAUCGUAUUCACAGUCCAUGGUAGUGUUGUAAGCGACUGCAACAACCAAAGUAUCCUCUGCAGGGCGCAGAGUUAUGUCACAACUGUCUCAAACUUGUCUUCAUUCUUUUGGAUGUGCGUCAUAAGUUUUUAUUUCAUUGUUGCUGUCGUGAAGACAACAGAGACGGCGGAGCGGAUAAUGGUGGCUAGUCAUGUGAUCUGCUGGGGGCUACCAGUUAUCAUCGUCUCUGUGGCCUUGGGGUUCAACAUCCUGGGGGAAGAUCUGUCCUACACCAGCGGUGGGUGGUGUUGGAUCUCAGAGUGCCAACAGUUAUCGAGAGGUACCAAGCUCGCGUGGAUGCUGGUGACAGGAAAGUUUUGGGAAUUUGCAACCUAUAUCAUUCUGAUUAUCAACUAUGCUCUGCUGAAGUUUGUGGUUUGGAGGCGGCGAUUUCAAGGCAACUGGCCACAAGGAGCCAACUACCUCUCCCACAACGACAAAAUGUUCGUGUUCGUUCCAAUCAUCCUAAUCGUGCUGAGGAUCUGGGGCACCGUCAAGUUUAUAUUGUCUUCAAUCUACUUGGAGGAGAACGUUGUCGGCAAUGACAUCUACACCGGACAGCAGGUGUUGACGGUUUUACAGGGCAUCGGAGACAGCGGUCAAGGCUUCUGGAACUUCAUACUCUUUUGCGUCCUCACAGAAGACAUCCGAAAGAAGGUAUUCUCCAGGCACCGCUUAUCGGACAAUUACGUUUCUGUUGAUAACAAUUCUAUAGGAAGCGUAUCUUCGUCCGGCUCUGAUACUGACGGGCCGAUGUUGCAGCCUGGGCCUUCACCACAGCUUUCGUCGCUUGCCUCGAAUGUUCGAGGGUAUAACUCAAUGAACAGCAAUCACGUGACAUAAGGUUGUGCCAUAACUUCGGAUAUGGUCAUAAAACGAACGAUGGAACAUUAUCUUUAGCAUUGGUAAUACUUAACCUCCUGUUGAAGGCCGCACUCAUACUAUUUCCAUGUUACCCAUUGUACAAAACAUCCUUUUCACAUCUUGUCACGAAUCAAUACAGUACCAUUUCCAUAUGUGUCAAGCUGCUGAGGAGGGAAAUCCACCAUUGCGAUUUGGCGAUAUACAUGUAGAGUUCAUGUUUUCACUUGUGUCACUGUUCACAAUUCAUGCGUGUCAUGAAGAACGAACGAGUCACUUCCAAAGAGCGGGCUACAUACGAUUCACGAUAUCACUUUUCACCCUCACGGCGAUUUCACCAGCCUAAGUCAGUUAACUCGUGACAAGUGAAUCAUUACAAGUGACAACGUGAAUCCUAUAUAACACCGGCCUAUAGGUAUCGCCAGUCACCUCACUGAGACAGAUCAUGGAUUUACAACUCGGAAUUAAGAUUGCCGGCAAGGUAAAAAAGAGAUGGUUUGAUGGCUGGAUGUCUAUCUGUCCGUUGUCGAUUUCGCCUGCUUUCAUUUACCUGUAGAUUUACAUGUCAAAUGAUCAAAACAUUGUCCUAAGCAAUUAAGUAAAUUUGAAUAUGCGUAUGCAUGAGUCAGUCACCAGGAAUCACCUGCAUGGUACGUGUUUUAAUCUUCAUUUUAAACCUUAACAUGAUUUAAAUUCGCAAUAUUAGUUAUACGCGUAACUUAAUACUUUGACAUUUAUUUCACCCACCACGUGCAAGCAGUUGAUGGUAACAACAAACGAUAUCCAAUGAACACUACUGGUGUCUGCUUAUACAAACUAUACUUCAGUUUCACGGAUGAGACAAUUCAAUCAUUCGCGGCAUGUCCGGCAAUUCCAAGAAAACACGUUGCAUUUUCCGUGGUUUAGCGAGAUGACCUCGUGGAAAGGAAUUAACUUUCCAGGAUAUCCUACCGCAAAGUACGAAAUGCACUCACAUAAUGUGGUGUUCAUUCUUCCUUCCGUUUGGACGAAACCAAUCGAUCUCAUUUCACAGUGAACAAUAGGUACACUUGCUCAUAGGCCUUUUCAGGAACUAUGGCCCGAAUGAAGAACUAUAUUGCAUGCACUUGUUAUUGCUGGCUGGCAAAUGAACAUCCUUAUGCAGUCCAGAUAGAACCUGACCGCGUCCCUUAACAAGUAGAAUUUACCACCUUUGAAAACAACAAAGCAGAA